GCUCGAUGAAUGUCAGCCCGGAGACUGCCAAACCGUCACUCGCAGAGUCGAUCAGAACGAUUCGGGCAUGUGGCCGCGAUGACGUACUGCAAUAUAGUCACCCGGCAAGACAAAAUAUGUCUGAGAACGAGACUAACUGCUGUGAGUGGAGCAUAGCCUUCAGACUCAUUCCGACCUGCACCAAUCACUGAGCCCUUUAAGCCACGGAGAUGCCGAAGAAGCGAACAGAAAACAAAGCCUGCGGACGUGCUGACAAAGGGGCACGUGGCUGUGUGAAAAUUUAGCUUCCGCUCGUCUGUGUGUCCCCCACUCAGGGGUCAAAAUUGCCGUUUCUUCUCCCUGCAUAUCCUCGAAUAGAGCUGCUCUGAAACGCUCGGAGCACCGCACAGAUUUCACAAAUAUCCUUCUCACACAAGCACUCUUUCCUCCAUGUCUGAAACAAGCGUCCUGCAAUCCAUGCAUAUCAAGGAUGUACGUCUCACCUCACACGAGAUACGGGAACAGUCCGGUGAAGGAAGUGGAUCGAUGACGGAGCCGCCGCCGCCCGCAUCCACCGGGAAUGCUCAGCCCAGUGAGACUGCAGUCAGUCCUUCCCGACGCCUCACUCGCUCUGCAACCGGGCACUCAGCAAAACCAAAAACGCGCGACGACGGCUGGUACGAAGCCUCUUCACCGAAGAAGAAGAACACUCCCGUCCGCAAGAGAGCUGUGGGUAAGACCGCCCGCAAACGCACCAUCGACGAGGUAGAGGGUGACAUCGAGUGGGAGGAGCCCCUGGAUACGCAGUCGACGUCGGUGCUGCCUGCACCGCUGCCAGACACGGCAGAGUCAGCCCCUGUCGCGGCUAUAACACCACCAGCGCCCGUGUCCUCGAUGACGAGCGCGGAAUCGACUGUCUUCGUCGAGUCGAAUGGGGACUAUUACACGAACCCAACACAUCGGCGUCUAGUGCGGACGCGUACUAAUUUACCUGUGCCAGUGCCGAAUCUGAUCAAGAAAAGCCGGGGGCGGAGGGUGCCCACAGCGACGACAUCUGGAACAGAAGAGCCGGGAAAAAGAGUGCAUGUUUGUACAGUGGACGGGUGCGGGAAAGCCUUCCAUCGCGGAGAGCAUCUGAAGCGACAUAUCCGGUCUAUUCACACACACGAGAAACGUGGGUCUGAUGAACUUGGCAUACAGCUGCGACUGACCACUCCCUUCGUACUCCUGCCAGCGUUUCCGUGCACCUUCCCGACCUGCCACAAGUUCUUCAACCGCCACGAUAAUCUUCUACAGCACAUCAAAGUCCACCGGGACACGGAAGAUGGGGAUGGGGAGGACGACAUUGACGCGGAGGGUUCUCCUGCACCGGAAGAAUCGCCGCCUGUGUCUCCUCUGGUCGACGCAUAUGAAGCUGCCCGGGUCGCCAUCAUGCACCUAAACUCGCAGCGAACGUCGAUCACCUAUCCCAGUCUCGGUGCUGCGCCCGUGGGGAUGUCCUAUUCCGGACCCAGCGUUCCCUCGAGCAGCUAUGCCACCGUGUCGUCUCUGCGGACGGAGUUGCCAGAGUCGCCUUCUAAAGAUGUCGCUUCCCAGCCCCAGCCCGGCAAAGACGAUGCAGUGACCCAGUUCUUCUUCGGCGAGCCGGGGCAACAGCACCCGGCAUCCUAUCAUGCUCCUAUGUUACCUACAGAGCAGUCAGUCUGAUCAUGUAUCGUCGUAUGUGCUCCUUGUUGUUUUUUUAGUCAUCUAGAACUUCUAUUUUGACAAUCCCGAUUGCGAAUUCCCAAGAUAUUGGCGCUGCC
Molecule: messenger RNA, 1784 nt
Organism: Mycena citricolor
Lineage: Eukaryota; Fungi; Basidiomycota; Agaricomycetes; Agaricales; Mycenaceae
Source: the annotation of a GenBank genome assembly